Messenger RNA from Tachysurus vachellii, 4991 nucleotides. RefSeq names its product sema domain, immunoglobulin domain (Ig), transmembrane domain (TM) and short cytoplasmic domain, (semaphorin) 4Ba (gene sema4ba). Lineage: Eukaryota; Metazoa; Chordata; Actinopteri; Siluriformes; Bagridae. Gene Ontology annotation, molecular function: semaphorin receptor binding; chemorepellent activity. Gene Ontology annotation, biological process: positive regulation of cell migration; axon guidance; negative chemotaxis. The transcript has 16 exons. The record is from RefSeq and is a predicted model, not a curated record. Bases 800 to 3346 code for a protein of 848 amino acids.
ACGGAAAUUAGCCGAGCACGCUGGAAUAAUGCUUGGUUUGUCGAGAUAGCUCACAUUAUGAAAUACCCCCAAGGUCUCAAUUCCAAUCUAAUGACUCUCAUUAGGGAUUAAGACCUAAAAUCAAACCUGCUUUUUAAACGUAUUUAUUUAUUUAGCAUUCCAUGUGUUUCCGCCCUUCCACCCUUCUCCCCGUCACCUAUAUUCCUUGUCUUUUGUGUAAGGGAGGGGCAGGGCAUCGUGUCAGUUACUCGCCACACAUGUUUGCAACGUGCUCAAAAUGCAUUCGACAUUCAGUUCAGUUAACCGUGGGGAAACUUGCUCUCUCCUGCCAAAUUUAAGGAUCUUUGUUACAGUCUGGCUUCUAGAUCCGAACAGCGAAAACGGAAUUCUGAAUUUUAUCUCCAUCAACGGAUUUGAAUAGUGGAAUUCACUGGAAAGGAAGCGUGGACAAAAGCGAGUCCUUACAGUCUGAGGUGACUCAGGUGACUGUGGCAAGGAAAAACUCCCUUGAAUGGUAAAGAAAGAGAUCUUACGAGGAACCAGACUCAAGAGGGAACCCAUCCUCAUUUGGGUGAUACUGGAAGGUUUUCUGUAAUCACAUGAAGGCUGAAAUGAGACUGGCUGAUCUGGGAGACUUAUGUCUUUGAAGACGGAUGCUCUAUUGAAUUCUAAGCUCAAGCAAUUGAUCAUCAUCAUCAUCAAUAAACAGCUCUGUCAUUCACUGCAGUAGCACUGGGACUCAGAAAAGGAACAUUGCAGGAAAGAAGGAAUGUUAUUCAUGCAUCCCUUGAACUCCUGAAUGUUCAUGAUGGUAGUGAGUUUAGCAAGAAGAGACAUAAAGAUGGAAAGUGUGGUGUGGCACUCUAUCCCAGCCUGUUCCCUUUUCCUUCUGACCAUCAUCUUUUUCAAAGCUGUUUCAGUGCAAAGAGCUGAGGAAGAUGUUACACCACGGCUAAGUUUUAUAUAUGAUACACAAGACAGGCUAGCCAAGAGGUUUUCACCUGUUGGAGUGUUCAACUUUACCACUAUGCUCCUGAGCCCAGGAGAUAACACUCUAUACAUAGGUGCACGAGAAGUUCUGUUUGCACUUAAUCUCAGCGAUAUCAGCAGAUUGCAACUGCACCGCAAUAUCACGUGGAGCACAACAGAAAGAAAACGAGAAGAGUGUAGCUUUAAAGGCAAAAAUCUACACACCGACUGUUUCAAUUAUAUUAAGAUUUUACUGCGUGUAAAUGCCACUCAUCUAUAUGUGUGUGGAACGUAUGCCUUCAGCCCUGUGUGUGCUCACAUUAACACAAAGGAAUUCUCUCUGGUGCGCAGCAGUACAGGGGAUAUUGUGACCGAGGACGGUCGCAAUCACUGCCCUUAUAAUCCAGAAUAUAAGUCCACUGCCAUCAUGGCUGGUGGAGAUUUGUAUGCUGCCACCAUCAGCAAUUUUCAAGGGAAUGAGCCCAUCAUUUACAAAAGUUUUGGUCAGGGCACUACCUUAAAGACAGAAAACUCAUUGAACUGGCUUGAAGACCCAGCUUUUGUAGGCUCUGCCUUCAUCCAGGAGAGCCUCCCAAAAGGCAACGCAGUGGGUGAUGAUGAUAAAAUUUACUUUUUCUUCAGCGAAGCAGGAAAAGAGUUUAAUUUCUUCGACAACACUAUUGUUUCACGUAUUGCUCGUGUGUGUAAGGAUGAUAAGGGAGGAGAGAGAGUCCUGCAGAAAAAGUGGACCACCUUUCUAAAAGCACAGCUCCUCUGCUCAUUGCCUGAUGGCUUCCCUUUUAACGUCAUUCAAGACAUAUUUGUCUUGACACCCAGUAAGGAGGACUGGAAGAGCACUGUGUUCUAUGGAGUUUUCACAUCUCAAUGGUAUAAAACAGCAAUUGGAAGCUCAGCUGUGUGCUCCUUUACCAUGAGUCAAGUGGAGGAGGUGUUCAAUGGUCGCUAUCGGGAGGUUAAUAGGGAAACACAGCAGUGGUAUACCUAUAAUCACCCAAUCCCAGAACCCAGACCUGGAUCGUGCAUCACCAAUGCAGCUCGGGCUCAUGGCAUGUUCUCCUCACUGCACAUGCCGGAUAAGGUGCUGAACUUUGUAAAGGAUCAUUUCUUGAUGGAUAAUGUGAUUCGAAGCCAACCGUUGCUGGUUCAAAAAAAUGUGCAUUAUAUACAAAUCACUGUUCAUCAUGUCCAGGCUGUACACGGUGCCUACAAUGUGCUUUUUUUGGGUACAGAUGAUGGCAGACUUCACAAAGCCAUUAACUCCAAGGGAAAGAUGCACAUCAUUGAGGAGCUGAAGCUUUUUCUAGAACCACAGCCUGUACAGCACAUCAUUCUAGAUGCUGAAAAGGGGGUGUUGUAUGUGUCCUCUUACUCCAUACUGGUGGAGAUACCUGUUGCUAAUUGCUCCAACCACAAGAGCUGUGGGGAGUGUAUUCUCACCAGAGACCCUUACUGUGGCUGGACAAGGGGGCAGUGUUUGGAUGUCAGACAUGCAUCAUCUAAAAGUAAAAUUCUGCAGGAUAUAGAAGAUGCCAACAUAGCCAUAUGUGAUGAGGCCCUGCCCAAAUCCUACUCUGCACAACUUUCAUCCAUACGUAUCCUUCCAUGUCAAGUGAUCAGAAUCCCAGCAAACACAUUUCAAGUACUGCCAUGUAAGUUGCGCUCUAACUUAGCUGAAAAACGAUGGGAGUAUAGCAAGGGUGCUGGGCGCUUUCUCUAUCCAAGCUCUGAUGGGGGGCUGGUUGUAGUAGCCCAAACAGACAGGGAGGAAUUCUAUGAAUGUUGGUCAGUAGAAAAGGGCUUUUGGCAGCUCCUGGCCAAUUACUGUGUGAAGGCAGAGCCACAACACGAGAGCACAACACCUUCUGGUAGCUCGAACACCCCACUGAUGGCCAAGGAGGAACCAGUGAUCCUUCCAGGUGAUGCUCGCUCCUCACUGGUAGAGAACAAAAGCUACUGGAAUGAGCUUAUUGUGGUAUGUACGCUGCUGGGCUUCUCUCUCCUUGUCUUUUCAUUGUUUUUAAUCUACCGAAAUAGGGACUGCAUGAAAACCAUGUUAAAGCAGAGCGAGUGUCCCAACAUGCAGCAUAAAAAGGCACAAAUGGCAGGAAAGCACAAUGAAAGUCUACCACUGAAUGGUAACAACGUCCCUUCUUCAGUAGCAGACCACAAGGGAUACCAGACACUGCACGACAACUACUUCUGCAAUACACCAUCACAAGAGUGUUCCUCACCUGAGAACAGCAAAAGUUUCUCAGAAUCAGAACAGCACUUAAAGGACACUUGUGUAGAGAUAUCACCCACCUGCCCUCGUCCUCGAGUGCGACUUGGUUCACAGAUCAAAGAUUCUGUUAUUUGAGAAUCUACAUGCAAAUAGCAACAUCAGAGACAAUUAACAAUGACAAUUAAAGUGAUGUGGAGGGAAUUGACAGCACCACAAGACACAUAGCAAAAACUUGAAACCCAUUUCUGUUGAAUGUUUAAAAAAAAAAAUAUUUGUAUUCUUUUUACACUUCUGCUUAUGUCUUGGUGAUUUCCACAUUCUCUGUCACUGAUACACAUUUCUUGGCUCAAAAAACAAGAGAGGGGCAAAAACCCGAUAACUCUUAGAGCAGCAUUUAAAGCUAUAAGAUCGUAGAAAUAUGAUGUGCUGAUGUUAUGCCAAUGGAACAUUUGCUACCUACUUCAUCUAAAUCACCACACAUUAUGGGCGCUUUCAGGGAUUACUCUUCUGACAGCCUUGCUUAUGCCAUGUGAUGAUUAAUUUCACCAGUGCAGAGUGUCAGAAUGCUAUACAGUUCCAUAAGUUUAAAUGUUGUAUUGUAAACCAGCAUAGAUAGUGUAAAUGUGAAAAAGCUUAAAUUAAAAGCCAUCCAUGAUUAUGAUAUACAGUUGUGCACAUCAGUAAUCUGAUAAACCUGUUUUUAGCAGUAGUGAUACUUCAAUGCAAAUAAUUUUUCUUGUAGAUAUAGUAGUGCAAAAAAAAAGCUGACCCAACUGUCAUGACAGUGUUUGUUCUGAGUAAUUGACUCAUUCAAUGAAAGGGGUGUGUUCAAAAUAAUAGCAGUGUGGAGUUUAAUUAGAGAACCUUUUCACUGAAGAACUUCCACACAUUAUAUUGCCUUCUGAAUUGCUAAGUAAAAUAGGCUGUUCCAAACAUUGUUAUGAGGUAACAGAAUUUGAUUAAAAAGUUGAUUAAAGAGGGGAAGACAAUUCAUUAGAAGUGCAGCAAAUUAUAGGAUACUCAGCUAAAAUGAUUGCAAAUGCUUUAAAAUGGCAAAAAAUACAUAAAACACAUGGAAGAAAAUGAGCAACUACUGUUAAAACAGAUUAGACGAUAGUAGGUAUGGCAAAGAUUCAGGUAAUCAUCAGCUCUAGGAAGAUGAAAGUUUUUCUAAAAUAACAUGUAAGUACAGAUACAGUAACAGGAUGUUUGGCUGAAGCUAAGCUAUCAGCAAGAAACUCCCAUAAAGCACCACUGUUGAAAAAAAUGCCAUGUGCAGAUUCAGUUAAAAUUUACCAAUGAACACAUUAAUUGGCCCAAAGAUAAGUGGUGUAACUGAUCCAUGACCCCUGGAUCAGUUUGAGUUGAACAAAAUACCUGAAAAGAUCAUGUUGCCCUAAUGCAGAAGAGGAAAUGUUUCAACAAGACAAUGACCCCAAACUCACAAGUAAGCAAUCAACAUCUUGGUUCCAGACAAAAAGGAUUGAGGUAAUGGAUUGUCGAGUUCAAUCCCCAGACCUCAACCCCAUAGAAAAAAUGCUGUGACAUUAAAAUGCAAAGAAGCAAAACCCCAAAAAAAUCACAGGAGCUGUGAAAUGUAGUUCAUUCAUGCUGGGCUGAAAUACCUGUUUUUUAGAUGCCAGAGGUUGGUUACCUCCAUGCAACACAGAUGUGCAGCAGUUAUUAAAAAUGAUGGCUAUGCAGCUAAAUAUUAGUUCAGUAAUUUGUAAUAAGUGAAGUUAAAUCUUGAAAUAAAAAUCGGUUUACAACUGUGUGAAAA